Morone saxatilis (striped sea-bass) is the source of this 1757-nucleotide messenger RNA. RefSeq names its product methylenetetrahydrofolate reductase-like. Lineage: Eukaryota; Metazoa; Chordata; Actinopteri; Moronidae. Gene Ontology annotation, biological process: tetrahydrofolate interconversion. The record is from RefSeq and is a predicted model, not a curated record. Gene Ontology annotation, cellular component: cytosol. Gene Ontology annotation, molecular function: FAD binding; methylenetetrahydrofolate reductase [NAD(P)H] activity.
GUGAUGUGUUUGCCAUGGAACGAUGAGCCUCUGGCCCCAGAGACCAACCUGCUGAAAGAUGAGCUGGAGAAGGUGAACAGACGAGGAGUCCUCACCAUCAACUCCCAGCCCAACAUCAACGGCAAACCCUCCACAGACCCUAUAGUUGGCUGGGGACCUGCUGGAGGAUACGUGUUUCAGAAGGCCUAUCUGGAGUUCUUUACCUCCAGUGAGAAUGUGACCGCUCUCCUCAAAGUGCUGAAGAAGUAUGAGCCUCGUGUCAACUACCACAUUGUUGAUGUGCACGGCCGUAACUUGACUAACGCCCCUGAUAUGCAGCCCAACGCUGUGACGUGGGGGAUCUUUCCUGGCAGGGAGAUUGUUCAACCUACUGUAGCGGACCCAGUCAGCUUUAUGUAUUGGAAGGAUGAAGCCUUUGCCUUGUGGAUCGAGCAGUGGGCCAAACUCUAUGAAGACGAAUCUCCUUCACGGAUGAUCAUCAAGUAUAUCCGUGACAACUACUUCCUGGUCAAUCUGGUGGACAAUGACUUUCCUCUGGAGAACUGUCUGUGGCAGGUUAUUGAUGAUAUGUUUGAGCUGCUCGAUGCAUCUCCUGAGCAACUCAACGAUGGAACUGUCUCUGAAUUAAAGUAAUUUCAAACGACUUUUUUAGGGAAAGAAAGAACACUAUCCAGCUGUUUUAUGCAUUGUCCAAAAAAGCUGCUAUUUACAAUACCGAGCUUGAGUAAGAAGUGUACAUCACAGUUUUUUUUAAAGACUUUUUUAGAGAGAGAAGUGUUUUGUUUUUUUGUUUUUUUUCCAUUCGAGUGAAUGGAAAAUAUGGUGUAAAAUGAAACACCAUGUUUCUCCAAACAUUUUUGAAUGUUUUGACUUCCAUGAUGUACUCCUGAAUCAUGGAGGUUCAUCCUGAGUAGCACUCCCAGUUUAUAAACUACACUUGUGCUCAAACAAGUUUCAGUCACAUUGUUUUUAAGAGUUUUCUUAUGGACAAAUGUCACUGAAAAAUGAAAAAAAAUACAUUUACAAAAUGAAUUGAAUUUUAACAUGUUUUUUAAUAGUCUUUUUAAUUUCAUAAAAGAAAAUAAUUCAAAUGCUAUAUUUGAAUUUGAUUUUUACUGAUGUGUACUGUUACAGGAGAAACAUUUCCCAUAUCUGACAGUCAGAUGCUAAUAAGUUUAUUGUACCACAGACAAGAGCUACACUGUCUACCUGCUGCCUUAAUAUGUUUUGACUGUAGUUCAGUUAUCACAUAUAAUGAUAGUGAAAUGUCAUAUUUUUUUUUUGUUCUACCUGCUUUCUAAAGCUGAUUGAAUAGUUUUUUUCUGGAUUGUACAACAAAUAAUCUGGUGUGUUUUUAAGUUAUCCAGCACCUUUAUCUAUUCCUAAUGAAUGUGGAGUAUUGCUGCAGAACAUAUAUUGACUUUAUUAGAUCAGAAUGAAACACCACAACUACAUAGCUCCAAGUACAAAGGUCAGGCCAUAGGACAGUGCAUGACAUUGGCAGGGAUUUUCCUUGACUGUUGGUAUGAAACGCUGUGCUACACUUCAAAGUGGGUUUACCAGAUGCAAAGUGAACUUUUGGCAUCAAGUCUGUGUCCCAUAACAACUGUCUACCAUUGUGAGCAAGUGCUGUGUUGUAUUGUAAAGAAAAACUCUUGGACAAUGAUUUCUUAAGAAGAGUAGGAACCCUGCAUGAAAUCUAGUUAAAAUAAACAAAUACUGCUUUUAUUUUGGAAUAAAAACAUGACUACCAGUAA